Messenger RNA from Propithecus coquereli (Coquerel's sifaka), 739 nucleotides. RefSeq names its product TM2 domain containing 1 (gene TM2D1). Bases 37 to 663 code for a protein of 208 amino acids. Gene Ontology annotation, biological process: apoptotic signaling pathway. Lineage: Eukaryota; Metazoa; Chordata; Mammalia; Primates; Indriidae. The record is from RefSeq and is a predicted model, not a curated record. The transcript has 6 exons. Gene Ontology annotation, molecular function: G protein-coupled receptor activity; amyloid-beta binding.
GAACCGGAAGUUGUGGGGGACGCGCCGGUCUCCAACAUGGCGGCCGCCUGGUCCUCCGGGCUGGCUCCACUGGGGGCUGUGGCCGCCCAGUUUCUCGGUGUCCUGUGGCUCAUCUCAGUCACCAUGGGACCUUGGGGGGCUGCCGCCACAGCCGCCGCCGGGGGCGAGGAGUUGCUUAAGUGUGAGGACCUCAAAGUGGGACAAUAUAUUUGUAAAGAUCCCAAAAUAAAUGAUGCUACGCAAGAGCCAGUUAACUGUACAAACUACACAGCUCAUGUUCCAUGUUUUCCAGCACCCAACAUAACUUGCAAAGAUUUCAGUGGCAAUGAAACACAUUUCACUGGAAGCGAAAUUGGUUUUCUCAAGCCCAUAUCUUGCCGAAAUGUAAAUGGCUAUUCAUACAAAGUGGCAGUUGCAUUGUCUCUUUUUCUUGGAUGGUUGGGAGCAGAUCGAUUUUACCUUGGAUACCCUGCCUUGGGUUUGUUAAAGUUUUGCACUGUAGGGUUUUGUGGAAUUGGGAGCCUAAUUGAUUUCAUUCUUAUUUCAAUGCAGAUUGUUGGACCUUCAGAUGGAAGUAGUUACAUUAUAGAUUAUUAUGGAACCAGACUUACAAGACUGAGUAUUACUAAUGAAACAUUUAGAAAAACGCAGUUAUAUCCAUAAAUAUUUUCAAAAAGAAACAGUAAGUGGUAUGUAUAUCUAAUCUUAUUAUAGUAGCAUAUUAUUCAUAUAAAAUUAU